Messenger RNA from Rhagoletis pomonella (apple maggot), 462 nucleotides. RefSeq lists its product as uncharacterized. Lineage: Eukaryota; Metazoa; Arthropoda; Insecta; Diptera; Tephritidae. The record is from RefSeq and is a predicted model, not a curated record. The transcript is spliced from 2 exons. Bases 1 to 462 code for a protein of 153 amino acids.
AUGAUUACGAUAAUUUCAAUAACAAGAAUAGCCAUAACAAUUGCUACUAAAAUUACUAUAUUGAUAAAGAUUACGAUUUCGAAUACGACAACGAUAAUUAUAAUAACAACGAUAAAAAUAAAUUUUGCGUUUACGAUUAAGAUAAAGGUUAACGAUAAUUAUAAUAACAACGAUAACAAUAACAAUUGCGAUAACGAUCACUAUAACUAUAAAUACAAUAUCAACAAUAACAGUAACGCUUGCCUUUACGAAUACAUUUACGAUAACAAAUACGGUAUCGAUAAGGACUACGAUAACGAUAACUACAAUAGCAACGAUACCAAUAACGACUCCGAUUACGAUUACAAUGUUAGUAAGAAUUACAAUUUCGAUAUCGAUAACGAAAUUUAUAUCAAUAAGCACAACAAUAAUGAUAACGAUAACGAACUGGACAUCCAUUUACUCGAGCGAGAGAAUAUUUAG